Molecule: messenger RNA, 8473 nt
Organism: Mercenaria mercenaria
Lineage: Eukaryota; Metazoa; Mollusca; Bivalvia; Venerida; Veneridae
Product: heat shock 70 kDa protein 12B-like
Exons: 7
Coding region: 142-1974 (610 amino acids)
Molecular function (GO): ATP-dependent protein folding chaperone; ATP binding
Source: RefSeq, a predicted model, not a curated record
GAAGUUUUGUCCUGUGCAUUAGAAAUCAUUUUCUGAAAAUCCUAUAUCGCUUUAUAUCAUUUUUCGAAAUUACAAUAUCAUAUGAUAAAAUGAUUUAUUUCUUAUUUCAUUGUGCUUGAAUUUAAACAGGAUUAAGACAUAAUGUCUGACGUAUUUAUUUCCGCUGCAAUCGACUUUGGCACAACCUUCUCAUCAUGGGCGUUUUCAUUUAAACAUACGUUUAAACAAGAACCAACAAGAGUUACAGCAAGGAGAUGGAAAAGUCCCGGGAAUUCCAUUUCUCAAAAAGCACCAACAUCUCUUUUGAUUAUGCCUGAUGGAGAAACAAUUGAUUCAUUCGGCUAUGAAGCUGAGAGGAAGUACGCCACAUUAUCAGAGGAAGAUACACAUACAGAAUGGUAUUUCUUCCAACGGUUCAAAAUGCAGUUAUACUCUAAGACAAUAGACAGACGCCUCAAACUAAAGGAUGUCUCCGGAAAGCAACUACUAGCUAAAACUGUCUUUGCUCUCUCAAUAAAGUUCCUCAAAGAUGAUUUGAUUUCAACUGUCAACAAAGGCCUUAUAAAGAAAGAAAGCACUUGUGAAGUGAAAGAGAAAGACGAGGCUAAUAGUGUUGAGGAGGGUGCACAGGCAGAAAGAUCGUCUGCUGUAGAAGGACAUGAUAUUCGAUGGGUGCUUACUGUUCCAGCUAUCUGGGAUGAUGCUGCAAAACAGUUUAUGAGGGAAGCUGCAGAGGAAGCUGGAAUCCCAAAAGACAACCUAUAUAUUGGACUAGAACCAGAAGCUGCUUCAAUUUUUUGCCGCUUCCUCCCUGUUAUGGACCGCAAAGGCUCAAUGUCAGAUCUUCAACCAGGAUCAAAAUACAUGAUUCUAGAUGCCGGAGGUGGCACUGUUGAUAUAACAGUCCACGAGGUUGGUGAUGAAGGAAAGCUAAAAGAAAAACAUAAGGCUUCUGGAGGAAACUGGGGUGGUACCAAAGUUGACCAAGAAUACCACACGUUCUUACAAAAAAUAUUUGGAAAAGCUAUUCUUAAAAAGAUGGAACGCUGUCACAUGGAAGACUGCUUGCAAAUGAAAUGUGAUUUUGAAGUGAAAAAACGUCUGUCAGAAGCAGACCUUGGCCAGAAAGUCACUGUUCGAAUCCCUGCCUCAUUUCAAGAGCUAUUACAAAACGAGUCUGGUUUGACACUGAAGCAAUCGAUAGAGCGUUCUUGCUACAAGAAAAAUAUAGUUGUAUCGGGCGACAAGAUGAGAAUAGACUUUGAACUUUUCCGGGGAUUUUUCGACAUAUCCGUGAAAGAAACUACGAAGCAUGUCUCCACAAUUUUGAAACACCCAGACGUGUCGGACUGUAAAACAAUUCUAAUGGUUGGAGGCUUUUCCGAUUCUAUCAUACUGCAGGACGAAAUGUUAAAAGCAUUUCCUGACAUAAGCAUCGUUAUCCCACCUGAACCUGAACUGAGCAUUAUCAAAGGAGCCGUCAUCUUUGGUCAUGAUCCUUCAGUUAUUGCAGAGCGUAAACUGAAGUUUACAUAUGGAACAGUUGUCAUCCACAAGAAAGGAGGGAGUGAAUGUAAUCAUCGACGUGGAAAAAGGAAAAAUAUAAUGGGAGUUCUAUGCUGUAUCGACAUAUUUGACGUUCAUGUUCGCAUUGGUCAAAUUGUACGAUUAGGUGAAGAGCAAGCCGAGCGUGAAUACAUGCCAAUACACCCAUUAGCGGAUGAAACAAAUGUUCAAAUCUUCUCGUCAACCAAAGAAAAUCCAACAUUCGUUACAGACGAGAGCUGUAAACGCAUCGGAACGUUGAAAGUAUCUCUCACCCCGGAUCUACUUGGGGCUUUGAUUGGCUUUAGAACCGGAGGUAGUUUCACCGUGUCGUUCAUAUUUGGCGGAACAGAGAUAAAAGUUAAAGCCAAAGAUACAGCAUCUGGAAAAGAAGCAGACGUCAUUUUAGAUUGCCUGGAUGAUAUGUAGUUGUCUAUUUAGUUGACCAACUUGGCAACAAAUAUGUCGCAGUUAAGAGCGGAUAAAUAUUAUUUUGUUAGUUUGUAAACGCGUUAAUAUAAAGAUAGAUAUGAAACAACAGUAACCAUACAAUUGUUUUGUAAAAAAGUAUAUGGUAAAUAAGUAUAUUAAAUGAUUUAAAAAAUGCAGAUGAAAAAUGGAUCACCGUGUUUGCAUGUCAUGACAUUUCAAAAAAUUUUUUGUAAGCGCUUCAGAUCGUUCGUAUAUGUCUGUGAAUAUUGCGGCAAUAUACAGUAUCUACUGAAGUAGAAAUUACUUUCAUGUAUGAUUUUUAUUCCAGAUUAUUUACGAAUUAAUACGUAUCAUUGUUUUAUUUUGAUUUGCUUUAAAGACCAUUGUUUUGCAAAUAACUCUAAUAAUAUAAAAGUAUAAUUUCAAAUGUAAUCUAGUUUGUAUAAAUAGAUACGAAUUAUUUUAAGCAGUGACGUUUUGAAAAUUAUAUAUGUACUUGUGAUUUUAUUUUGUUUGAUAAUGACUAUGUUGACAGACGUUGCAAGUUUACUUCGAUCCUACACAUUUGUAAUUAAUUCGUUAUAAAAUGUAGAAAAUGAAACAUUAUGGAAUCGAGAACUAUCCCGUACACAUUCAGAUUUUCCGACUCUGUAAAAUAAUAUUAGGACUUUAGUUCAUCAAGGUUUAUUCCUGCUUGAAAUAUAUCAAAAUAAAAACACUGGUUGUUUUCAAUAUAACAUUAUGUGAGUCAGUGGGUACGUAGAACAAUAAACAUCAGUGACAUGUUACAGAAUAGCAACAAGCAACACAGCUUCACAAAAUCUUUGUUGAACGAGUCGUAAACUGUGACGUAGGAAGAUAGGAUUAUGCCAUUUAAUAUUAUUCGUGUAGAUGUAUUGUGUAUUUGUUUGUAUUUUCUCAGUAAUGUGAAUGUACAACAUUUGAUAGUAGAUAAUUACAAACGGAUAAAUAAUGAUUGAUUCCAAUAUAUAUUUGUAUUAAUUAUCAAUGAGUAUGUGAACGGAACUUGUUUUUUUGCCCAAUUACUCCAAUGUCCUGCUUGUUUAUGGUAUCAUAGUCAAGGUUGAUUUCCGUUUCCAUUUAACUUUAAUUUGAAUUUGUAAAACAUUAAUGUGUUUUUAAUGAUUACCAUUCAAAACCUUUUAAUGAAGGUGCUCUUAUCCUGUUGUAAGGGCCCGUUUUAGCUUAUGUCUUGUUGGUAUAUUAAUACACUUUUUGUGAUUUAAUCUCCUUUUGGGUCCUUUCAGCUUUGUACAUGGAAGAAGAAGGUCGUUUGCAAAUAGAUGCGAGGGUUGAUUUUGCUUCUUAUCGAAGGAAUCCUCGAUUGUUUUUUAUUUUCCGAAAAUUAUCGAAAGUUGUGGCAUAGUGAAUCUAAACCAGCAUACAGUGAUUUUUAAGGACAUUUUAUCUUUAUGCCAGAGUGCAUUAAAGAAUUAAAGCAAAUAUCAAAAGACAAUAGGUAAAGGUAGAUUUCACGGAAGCACAGGGUACCAAAAACAGAGCCACGCAUUUACAUAGUAGGCCCACAACAAUUAAAGCUGUAAUGGAAAAAUAGACGGGUUGCUUCAAACAUCCAACAAGUACAUAUUAAUAUUAAGCUAAAUAUUGAUAAAGGGGAAGGAAAUUGUAAGGGGCGAAAUGGGGUCGGGGAUGGGUAGAAAUCCGAAGGGAAGGGGAAAGUUGAACAAGGAAAAAUAUACAAGAGAAUGCCAUGUUCUUUAAAAACAGUCGCACUACAACGUAAUCCACAAUAGCGCAGACAUUUAUGUACCGAAGACAAACACACAACGACGAUCAAACUGAAUAACAUAAAAAAAAAACGAGCAAGCAACACAUAAGAAAACAGUAGGGCAUUGUUAUAGACUCACGAGUUUACAAUCGCACCCACUCAAGUAGGAAAAAACAAUCAACUACCGUCUUGGGACUCGGCUGCCAAAAUAAAGAGGAGCCACGAAAACUUACUAAAACUAAAGGGGAUGGGAUGCAAAAUGUAGCAUAAAUGCAAGAGAUAGGAGAGGGCAAAAGGGGGAGUGAGACGGAGGAAAAACGCUUACAACAAACAAGAAAACAUACGCAACACACAAUACAAGACAAACAAAACAACCUGUUGAAAAUAGGGGCACCGCCUUGGAACGGUCAGUAAUCUAAAUAAAGGAAACUUGGGGUUUAAACGCGUUUAGGGCAGGCCAACCUCGCGCUUACCCUAUCUUCAACAAGCAUAGUAGAAGUUCGCAUGCAACUUUGUCGAAUGGGGGUCUUUUCCCAACAUCAAAGCUUGAAAGUCGCCAUUUGACCUAUAAUUGUGUCGAUGCGACGUUGAACCCAGCAAAAAAGUAGUAAAAUAAUUUCUUUAGUACAGUUUAAGGCACUGUUUGUUUCAGAAAUUUUGACACUAACGAAGAAACGAAUAAAAGAUACGUCGUAACUAUUCUUGGUAUUUAAAGAUAUCUUAAAAAUAUAUUCUAUUUUGAAACAAAACACAAUCACAUACAGCUUACUUAUGAAAAAUUCUACGGUUUUGUAAAACUUUUAUUCUUUUAUAAUAAAUUUCAUUUUCCAAAGAAUUUAAAAAAUGCACUCCUAGAGGUUUCCCAAGAAUAUCCUGCUAGAUUUGUUCGCGUAUCGGCCACAUCAAUGAUUCUGUAAUACAAUUGAAUCUGUACUUAUUUAGUUCUAAAUACUAUAAGCUUAUCUUUCAUAGUUAAUAUACAAAAUACAAACACACAAAUAAAUGAAUUUUUCACCUACUUAGGUAACAUGUGUGCUUGUUAGUUGGUAAACAAAAAUUGUCACCUGCUUUAGAUUAUGUUUUUAAAAUCAAUUCAAAGUGAUAUACGCAUAAGGUUUUACACUUACUGUCCGGUUUUCAGAGGAUUUUUGAUGAACAAAAGUCCUUUGUGGUCAUGAGAAAACGUCCGGUUUUUCAGAAUUCAGAGUUUCUAGUAUUUCAGAGUGCUUUUUUAAUUGAAGUUAUAAGAAAAAAACUUGGGACUUUGAAAAUCGUCCGUUUUUGGAAGGUUUUUGGAGGGUCCGGUUUUCGGAGUUUCUACUGUAAUACUUUGUCAAAUUGAUAGAAAUUUUACAUCACACUUUGAUAUCCCAUGAAUAAAAGAAUGCAAACACGAACAUUUUCGUAAACUUCGUAAAUCAAAUUUCUAUCGAAAACCGUCAAAGUUUAUUGAUGUUACACAACGCAGACAAUAUGUCACAUCAUGUUCAAUUACUUAUUAGCUAACAAUCAACGUAAAGAGGAAUUAUUUUGCAUACGGCCAACGAUAAAAAGAUCAAAUUUGACAGGCAGUUUGGAUUGUUUUCUCCUGCUGAUUAAAUCGCACACGCAAUGUCACAAUCACCCAGUGAUUCAACAAGUUCAUUCAGAAAUAAAUCUGGCAAAUAAGAGUAAAAUGAAUUAAUAUAUAAAAAGACAAUUUCUUUAGAAAAAAAUUAAACUACUCUCGGGUAAUGACACAAUCCUCACUUAACAGUAUUUAAUACAGGAAGUAAACCUACUGCAAUAGAGGGCGAACGACGUGGCUUUUUAUCGGCAAGUAAGUAACAUCUUAACAUAAAAUCCGAAAAUUGUAAAAGAAUAACUACUAGGUUGAAUACAUAUAUGUGAACACAUGGCAUGAAAAACAAAGCGCUUUUUAAAAUCAAAUUUCUUCAGUUAUGUGUUAAAUAUUAAGAUACGAAAUGUAUUUAGGCUAUAAACAUAUUUUAAUGUCCGUGUAUAACACGAAUUCUGAUUCUGAAUAUCGUGAAAGUACGUUAUUUAAUCUUAUGGCAGUACUGCACUCUACAUUAUGCCAAAACAGCAAUCUAAAUUAUGACUAACAGCACUAUUGAUCAUAAAAAUACAGCUACAUGUAUUUUAUUUAUGACAAUACCCAAAUGUACAUAAUCGUAGUAAUCACUUUGUGACAAUACACAACUCUAUGCAAGCACCAUGCGACACUUUAUAUUAUGACAAUACAGCAACCUCCAUUAUGAAUACAGAACACCACUUUACAACAGUACAUCGCUAUACAUUAUGACAAUCUGGCACACUAAAGUAUAAUCAGCGUUUUACGUUAGGACAAUGCACCACCAUAUUAAUAAGUAUUGAAACAAAGUUGAAUUUAAACGUACAUCAGCAACAUGAAGCCAGUAUCGUAGGUCAUGUGAUCUGGUGUGACGCACUUUAAUAAAACAUCCCAAUUUCAGACUCCCACACACCCAAAUAGAAACAUUAUAUAUUUAACCAAACAAAAUCUGGUAAAAAUAUAGAUUAAUAACAAUGACUAUACAUUAAUGUUCUUUUUUUAGACAGGGAAUUACGUCACCGUAAUUUGACAUUUUGACAUGCCUACGCUUUGAUGAAUAUGCUGAAUAUUCAAUGACGCUGAACAAUCUGUUCUUUUCUUGUUUUCAACAAAUUAGUUUAGUCGAACAUAUUUUAAACCUAAUAUUCUCUAUUUUUAGCUCACCUGUCACUACGUGACAGGGUGAGAUUUUGUGGCCGCCCUUCGUUUGUUCGUCCACAAUUUCUUGUGAACAGGAUGGAGACCACAUUUUGAAAGCAGUUUUAGUCAAACUUGUACACAACUUGUACUGGCAUGAUAUCUCGGUACCUUUCAAAAACUGGUCAGAUCCCAUUAGGGGUUCUAGAGUUAUUUCCCCUUAAUCGACCAGAAUUUGCCUUUUUUGUGCAUCAACAAUUUCUUGUCUGCGCGAUAGUGGUUUCAUUUAUGAUUUUAUUUUAACCAAACUUGCAUACAACUUGUAUCACUAUAAGAUCUUGUUUCCUUUCUUCAAAUUGCCAGGUCCCAUCAUGGGUUCCAGAGUUAUGGCCCCUUAAAAGGCCAAAUUUAGCUAUUUUGACCUUGUCUGCACAAAAGCAGCUUUAUUUAUAUUUUGAAUUUAAUCAAACUUGCACAAAACUUGUAUCACUAUAAGAUGUCGGUUCCUUUCUUGAACCGGCCAGAUCCCAUGAUGGGUUAUGAUCUUCUUUACCUUCUUGUCCUUAAGUGCAAUGAUAACAGGUGAGCGAUAUAGGGCCAUUAUGGCCCUCUUGUUAUUUCCUGUUGUUGAAGAGCUACAUUAACAAUCAAAGGUAACGUUUGUUAAAAUUGGUAAAUGGUUGUAUUAUUUUUGUCUUUCGUUACACAUUGUUAAAUAUAUGCUGUUUUAGCAGAACACACACUAUUGUUUAUGCCAUAAACAUGAAUGUUCGUAUUUACAUUGUGUAGUUAUGAUUCAUAUUUUCAAAUAGAAAUUUUAGCAUAAUAUAAUAUUUUGUUGUUGUUCAAAGGAUAUAUUAUUAUUUGACAAUGUUGUUAUAAUGUAGACUUUAGAUAAAUGCAGACUAAGCAAUUUGGUCAUGAUACAUUUAAUUCAGUUCAAAUAAUGUCAUUAUUUGUAAACUUACUUAAUACAAAUUCAUCUGCUUGUAAUAAGACAAAUGCAUGCCAGAAUCAUACUUACUUGCUUUGUUCUAUUCAUUGCUCCCAAAGGAUCUUCUUACAGAUCAACUAUCACACUAGUAAUCUUUAAGUGCCGUGUGGCAGCUGUUAAACAUCUCCCCGUACUUGGAUUCAGUGUUGUUUUAUUUUUGUGACACCAUGGAAUCAUGGAGUACAUUCAAGACCCGAGUUAUAGCGUUCCGAUUAAGCCUGUGCUAAGGGGAGUGAGAGGUGUUUUACUUUUCAUUUCCUCUCUGCUAAUAUUCUGCUUAGUUGCAUUCUAUACUUCCAAAAGGAUCUUCUGACAAAGAUUUUGUUAUAAAUUCAAAUAUGCAUCUACUUAAGACUAAUAGAUUUUAUCAUGUCUUUUAGAGCCAUGUGGUGACAGUAUAGGGUCUUCCCUUAUUUGGACCCAGUGUUGUUAUAUAAUCAGUUGAUAUUUUUGAAUUUAUCAUACUUUAUCCUUUGUAAGUAAGCAACGUUAUUGUUUCACAGAUUUACUCUUGGGUUGUCAUUAAUUCAUAAAAGUUUAGUUUUGUUCCAAAUUUGCCAAGUUCACGAUUCAUUCUACCAUAACCAGAUAAACAUCGUUACACAACAAUCUUUGGUUUAUCACUCGUAAAGAACUACUUAAGGUACUCGUUAUCAAUACAUGUAACAUGUGAUAGGUGCUACGUUGAUGCAUCUUGUAAAAUGGAUAGUUAUAUAUCAGUCGUAGAGAAACCCAUGAUAACCAAAUUACAUGUAUCUAUUAGAAAGAUAGAUAAUAUUACUGUUCGAUCCUACAAAAAUGUAACAUUUGAUUUUCGUGAAUUGCAGUUGUGUUAUACACCAUUUAGAUAUACUUCAUUAUAAAAUUGUUCUAAAAUUCUUAGAUUUUAAAGUUUCAGUAUAAUAUAUGUAUUAUAGCUAUUUCUUGUUUUUAUAAACAUCAGACAAAAUUACAAUUCGGAGAGCGUAUUUUUCCUCGAAAAUUUACAUGGAAUACUGAUUUAUUCCUGAAUUAGAUAUCUCUAAAACAACAGAGAAGAAAG